Molecule: messenger RNA, 1743 nt
Organism: Branchiostoma belcheri (Belcher's lancelet)
Lineage: Eukaryota; Metazoa; Chordata; Leptocardii; Amphioxiformes; Branchiostomatidae
Product: kynureninase-like
Exons: 13
Coding region: 98-1567 (489 amino acids)
Biological process (GO): NAD+ biosynthetic process
Cellular component (GO): cytoplasm
Molecular function (GO): kynureninase activity; pyridoxal phosphate binding
Source: RefSeq, a predicted model, not a curated record
ACCGGUCAUGACCUUCUGUCGGACGAUCUAUAAGGCAAAAGUGGUCUGUUUUUCCCCCAGACGAACCGAAGGACUUUGUACAGACCCCCCUGACUGAAUGGCUGCUGCAGUGCCGAGCGAGUCGCGGCUUCCCGCAGACCUGCUGCAGGAAAAAGCCGCAGUUCUGGGCUGCAGACCCGAGGAACAAGCCUUCGCUGUUGCCAUGGAUACGGAGGACCCCCUGCAGGGACUACGGGAAGAUUUCUUCAUCCCCAAGAUGAAAGAUCUUCCACCUACCGACCCUACACUCGUGUGUGCAGAUGAUGACUGUGUUUACUUGUGUGGGAAUUCUCUUGGUCUCCAACCAAAAGGAGUCAGGAAAUACUUGGAACAAGACUUGGACUACUGGGCCAGAUAUGGUGUUUUUGGUCACUUUGAAGGAGCCAGACCCUGGGCACUGUGUGAUGAAUACGUCAUUGAACAGAGUGCCAGGAUCGUGGGAGCGAGGCCAGAGGAAGUGGCCUGCAUGAACGGGCUGACGGUCAACCUGCACCUCCUCCUGGUGUCCUUCUACCAGCCCACAGCAGCGAGGCACAAGAUUCUGAUCGAGGGAAAAGCCUUCCCAUCAGACCAUUAUGCGAUGGAGUCCCAAAUCCGUUUCCAUGGUUACGACCCUGCCACAAGUCUUCUACUGGCAGAACCUAGACAGGGAGAACAGACCCUGAGGACAGAGGACAUAGUUUCGCUGAUUGAGCGUGAGGGAGAGUCCAUAGCCCUGAUCGCGUUCAGCGGCGUGCAGUAUUACACCGGGCAGCUGUUUGACAUGGAGAGGAUCACUCAGGCCGGGCACAACAAGGGCUGUGUGGUAGGGUUUGACCUGGCCCAUGCUGUGGGAAAUGCAGAGUUACAUCUACAUGACUGGGAAGUGGACUUUGCAUGCUGGUGCACCUACAAGUACAUGAACUCUGGUGCGGGCGGUUUGGCCGGAGCUUUUGUGCAUGAGAAACACGCAGACAGGGCUGGGCACAGGUUCGUGGGCUGGUGGGGACACCAGAUGAACACACGCUUCAGGAUGGACAACAAGCUGGAGCUGUCCCCGGGAGUAAACGGCUUCCGUGUCAGUAACCCGCCGCCCCUCCUGGUCAGCCCGCUCCUGGCAAGCCUGGACGUGUUUGAGAAAACGACGAUGGCUGAGCUGAGGAAAAAGUCGGUGCUGCUGACGGGUUAUCUGGAGUUCCUCAUCAAGAAGUUCUACACCAAACCUGAGAACCCUGCUGAUGGGGAAGCAAACGCCGGGGAACCAAACGCCCGUCCCGCUGGGGAACCAAACGCCGGGGAACCAAACGCCCGUCCGUGGGUGGACAUCAUCACGCCCUCCGACCCCGCCCAGCGCGGCUGCCAGCUGUCUCUCAUGUUCUCUGUGCCGAUCACCCGGGUCUUCACGGAGCUGGAGCGGAGAGGAGUCGUGUGUGACAAAAGGGAGCCGAACGUUCUGCGCAUCGCCCCGACUCCGCUCUACAACUCCUUCUGCGACGUUCAUCGCUUCGUCUCACUGCUCGGGCAGAGUCUGGAGGCUGCACAGUCUUGACAAAACUAGCCAAGGGUUAAGCUUAUAUCAUACGCUUACAUCAUACACUCACACACACACACACACGUCUCGCUGCUGGGGCAGAGUCUGGAGGCUGCGCAGUCAUGACUUACACUUACACUUACACUUAAACUUACACUCACACUUACACUCUCACACACUCACUUACACUUAUU